GUACUGGAAGUCAGAUCACAUGUUUUAGAAGGAAAAAAUGCCUGUUUUAAACUGAAACACAACUAAUGUAUUUACUAAAACUACUCAAAGCAAAACCAUGGGGUGAUAAUGACGGGUUAUGAGAACAGGUUUACCACUUGGAACUGCUGUUCCACUCUGGUGGGGGAUGCUGAUGGAGGGAAGCUAUGCAAGGGGGUGCAGGAGGGAGAUGGGAACUCUGUGCCCUCCACUGUUUUGCUGUAAAUCUAAAACUCUAAACAAAGUCUAUUAAAAAUACAUUUAUCCCCUAAUCAACAAACCAUUGUUACAUUUGAGCACCUGAUUAUUAGUGACUUUCUACCUAUGAUACUUUCUUAGGUUAAUACCCAUCUGCUGUCAACUCCAUUUUAAAAGUACCCCCUGCACCAUACAUGAAAUCAGGUGGUCUGUAGACGAAACUACCACCCUUCUCUUGGCAGUGACUCGUCACUCUCACCGAGGAUAUGACAGGCAUACCUCUAUCUUGAAAUGACUUAGAACAGCAACUUAGGAAGCUUUAUGUGAUUGUUCUUACCAAAGAGAAACUGGGAGGGGGCACCCUCAUGAGGGGUUGGCUAUGGGAUUGAAAAGUUUUGUCCGCAAUUCAUUUUUAAAAUAUUUUUCAUUUCAGAAAAUGUGAUGUUCUGAAUCGUGGAUUUUCAGGCUAUAAUACCAGAUGGGCCAAAAUUAUCCUUCCAAGAUUAAUCAGGAAAGGGAAUAUUUUGGACAACCCAGUAGCAGUUACAAUUUUCUUUGGUGCCAAUGACAGUGCACUAAAAGAUGAGAACCCCAAGCAGCACAUCCCCCUGGAAGAGUACGCGGCAAACCUGAGGAGCAUGGUGCAGUACCUGAAGUCCCUGGACAUCCCUGAGAGCAGGCUGGUGCUCAUCACGCCGCCCCCGCUCUGCGAGGCUGCUUGGGAAAAGGAGUGCCUGGCGCAAGGUUGCAAGUUAAAUCGCCUGAACUCGGUGGUUGGCGAGUAUGCCAACGCCUGCUUACACGUAGCCCAAGACUGUGGGACCGACGUGCUUGACCUGUGGGCCCUGAUGCAGAAGGAUGGUCAGGUAGAGUGGCUUGCCUGGUCCUUUUGGGAUGUCGCCAAUGCCAGAGCCACAACACACCCUGAGCAGCUUGUUGAGUCUAUAAAUGGAAACAAGGAUUAGAGCAUGUGAGUCUGAAGCCACACUUUCCAAAUAUCACUGCAGAAACCAGCUCAGAUCUAAGCAGACAACCCCCAGGGGAACCACCUACUGAAAGUAUUGAUGCUCAGCUGAUCAAUGAAGUCCCAAAAUCGCUCGAUGACAUCCUGCACUCGUUUCUCACAUUUGCCCUAUGAACAGAAAACAAAGCAUUAUCCCUAAAAGAAAUGCACUUAGAAGCAAUGUGACUUUACAAAAGUAACUAACACGUGAAAGGCUUCAUGAAGUCAAACAGCUGGGCUCUUCUCUGCGCAGGCACUAAUUUGAGUGUAGUGAGUAUAAGAAUGGAAGGUAAGCCACCACUGACACUUGACAGCCAGUCAGUUUCUGUAAGUGAAUUAAUUUAGAAUCACCCGGAGACAAAGCUCGAGAACACCAGUGUGUUAAAGAUGAGCGUUCCAGUGAGGACAAGACUGAUCGCACCCCCAUGGAACACAACCUGCGGCCUGGAGAAGCUCUUGAACACUAACUUCUGUCCUUGUUUUGCACAAAUAAAAUUAUGUCUCUAGAGAACAAA
Messenger RNA from Miniopterus natalensis, 1734 nucleotides. NCBI's taxonomy places the organism in Eukaryota, Metazoa, Chordata, Mammalia, Chiroptera, Miniopteridae. The record is from RefSeq and is a predicted model, not a curated record.